AUGGUUUCCUCCACCGUCAACGUUGUCCGGUACACGGCCCUUCUUUCAGGCGUAUUCUAUGGUGUAUUGCAUCGCCGAACAUUACAAAAACAACACGACGAGGACAAGGCGCGCCACGCAAUCCAUGAGCGGGAACACCUUAUUCAUCAGGCGAAAGAGGCUUGGAAGAGGAAGCAGGAGGGCUCUAAGGAUGGUAUUAUCACCGACCCAGAAGACCCCAAAUUCGACCUCGAGAAGCUGCUGGCCAAGUGGGAGAGCGAUUUGAAGUAG
Messenger RNA from Stereum hirsutum FP-91666 SS1, 270 nucleotides. RefSeq lists its product as uncharacterized. Bases 1 to 270 code for a protein of 89 amino acids. The record is from RefSeq and is a predicted model, not a curated record. The transcript is spliced from 3 exons. Gene Ontology annotation, biological process: proton motive force-driven ATP synthesis. Gene Ontology annotation, molecular function: proton transmembrane transporter activity. Lineage: Eukaryota; Fungi; Basidiomycota; Agaricomycetes; Russulales; Stereaceae.